AUGUCGGUUUCGGAGGUGUUUCUUCGCGAUGGCGUGGCCUGCACGAAGGUGGAUGCGCUAGGAACCAGCAUGAAAGAUCGCUACCCACGGUGGACAUUAUUGGUUGUUCUGCAACGUCAAUGGUCACGCGAUAGGCGCGCCAACAGACUAUACGCCCCGGCAUUUCAGCUGUUGUUUGCGUCCUCCGCCGAGUCUGAGGACGAAAUCACCACUGCAGCGGAUGAUGCCCCAUGGCACCUCCUUUUCUACGACACGAAGCUCAGCUGCCGGGAGGCACUCUGGGAGGAGAAGGUAGCGGAACUUAUCACCCAAAUUUGGAAAGGUGUGCCCUCGGGUCUUCAUCCUUCGUGUUUCUCCGUGAUUUGCGUGACUGUGGGCACCACACACGAGCGGCUUGGUCUCUUCUCAGAACGUGCCUUCUCUCUCUUCAAGGAGAGGGUCGAGCGGGUGCUGUUUGAGCUUGGGCUGCAGCGGGCAUCUGUUCAGCGGCACAAUGUACUGGGGAGCAGGGCCGACGAGCAGAAGGGUAGUGACGCUUGUACUCGGCUUCCAGCGUUUGUGGAGCAGGCGAUUCAGUGGGUGUGUCAUCGAACACCAGAGGCAGCGGACGUUUCGGCGCCGUCGCAGAAGGGAAAUGAUGCCAUCCUACAGGAAUUUCUGCGAUUGCAUAAGUUAUUGUACACUGCAUCUUUUCAAGAGUCUGUUGACGCUAUUGGCGAUGAUGCGGCACCAGCAGCACGAGUUGGUGAAUGUCCAAACCCCAAGUUGAUGGAGGAACGGCGUGUGGCAGUGAAUAAUUUGAAGAAGCGUGUGGGUCAUGUUGUCUCAUUCGCAUUGACAUCGCCUACUUCCUCAGAACAUGUAGGGUCGCCAUGGUACGUUCUCCUCCUGCAGAAGCCGCUUGUGGAGAAGCAGGAAGUGUCGAUCGACAACCUUGACCCCGGCCCACUCGAGCCGCAGCCCAUCGGCGCAGAGCUGCAUAUGAUGCAUGAUUGCGGUGAGGUGCUCUAUCUUCAGUCGGAAUUGUGUGACGAGAGAAACUUAGAUACAGUGUACGAGGACAUCAUGCACGAGGAUGGCGAACUUUUCGCGCAAUUGACACCUGUUGAGGGUAUUGCCUUUGACGAUAUUGACCAUUAUCUGGAGUUUUUGUCUGCACAACAACAUCAGCAGCAGGAAAUGACGGCGGAGAAAGUGGCCCCAAUGGAGCCGCUGUGCAAAGGAUCGUGCUGCAACUAUACGUUCCCAAAAGUUGUUGUGCGAAGGCCGACGGGAUCAGUUGUGAAGAGCACCGCCAUAUCGUCACCACACGCAGAGAUCUUAGAGGAGUCACCCCAUACGCCGGAACAGUGGGAGGCGGCGAGGUUGGCCUUCGCGUUUCUCUCUCAGCACAUCACGCCUGUCAGCGGUGGGGGUUACACUCUUGCAAGGGAUGUAGCACCGGUACCGCCACCACCGCACGGCGACGCAUGUUCAUGGUGUGGCCGUCGCCGCAACAAACUUCUACGUUGUGGCGGUUGCCGGGUGGAGAUGUACUGCUGCAAGAAGCACCAGAUGAUGGAUUGGAAGGGUGGCCAUAAAGGUAAGUGUGGGCUGUGGCGGAAGGCACGGGAGGACUACGAGCAGCGCGUUGUACCGCUCCUCCAGACGCGCGAGGUGGAUCUUCCCACCACCCCAUCAGCCUCAGCCGUUGUGACGUUGCUGCAGUUCCUCACCGCCUCUCAGCAUGAAUUGCAGGAGCUGGCGUUUCCGGUCGUCCACAUUAUCGGGAUCGAUACAGAUGUGUCAGGGUUCCUCGCAGAACUUGCACACCGCGUGAAGCAAAUAGUUGGGAAGUGGAAACAGUUGCGCCUCCUCCUGUGCUCUGACGCCUUCAGUGAUGAGGAGCAGAACGCCGUCUAUGCCGUUGACAAGGACGGCGACGUCACGCGAACGAAGCCUACAUCUGUUUUGGGAGACGCGUGGCACACACAGUCGGACAGGAACGCAGUGGAUGCUGUGGCCUUGGUGCGCCUGUACAGCACAAAGUACCAUAUCUUCAUUACUGACGCGCUCGCUGGCAGCAUUACUCCUGCGCCUGGUACAACUAAUAGCUGUGGUGGUGGUGGUGGUGGUGGUGGCUUUACGCCAUCAGCAGUGGUGUCGUUCAGCAGCCCGUCAGGGGCCGGGAUGACGUACUUCAGCGCUGCCGCAGAGGUCUUCGCCAAGCACUUUGUUGGUGUCAUUCCGGUGAUGUGCACCGAGGCGACACUUGUCGGAGCGCACAACACAUUAGACGCCAUCUUUUCGCGGGUGAAAAAUAAUGCUGGGGUGAGCGCGGACCACAAUAAAAAGCUUCUUUCCCUCCAUACCAACCCAGAUGACCUCAUCCAACUCAAUGCCAGUGGCAUGUGCAGCAAAGUUGUAGAGAUGCCUACUACAGCCGCCGCUGAUACCUUGCCGACAACCAAACAGACGGCAUUGGUGCCACAUCUGAACCUCUACUGCUUCACUGUUCCUGUGUUGCGGUAA
This is a messenger RNA of Trypanosoma grayi, 2511 nucleotides long. RefSeq lists its product as hypothetical. The transcript has a single exon. Lineage: Eukaryota; Euglenozoa; Kinetoplastea; Trypanosomatida; Trypanosomatidae. Bases 1 to 2511 code for a protein of 836 amino acids. The record is from RefSeq and is a predicted model, not a curated record.